This is a messenger RNA of Helianthus annuus (common sunflower), 2196 nucleotides long. Its product is annotated as protein FAR1-RELATED SEQUENCE 5-like. Lineage: Eukaryota; Viridiplantae; Streptophyta; Magnoliopsida; Asterales; Asteraceae. The record is from RefSeq and is a predicted model, not a curated record. The coding region runs from base 1 to 2196 and encodes 731 amino acids. The transcript is spliced from 7 exons. Gene Ontology annotation, biological process: regulation of DNA-templated transcription.
AUGGAGUCUGGCGAUGCAGAUAUUCCUACAUACCAGCCCGUUGGUAAUGUUCAGGUGUCCCCAAAUUCUGGAAGGAUGACAUUUAUUCCAGAUGUUGAUGAUUUGAUUAAACCUCAGAUGCAUAUGCUGUUUAAUUCGCUGGAAAAUGCCUUUCUUUUUUACCAAAGAUAUGCUAAGGCGGGAGGUUUCACAGCUAGGAAGGAUACUCAAUACGAGCCUCGAAAGGGUGUAAUACAUAAUAAAUGGGUUCCUUCUAUAAGGACCGGAUGUGAAGCGUGCAUUCGGGUUAAGUUAACCCCGGAUAAUCUUUACGUGGUUUAUUACUUCGAGGAGUCGCAUAAUCACUCAUUUGUUGCUGAAGAUGACAGGUACUUGCUUCCUGAAAACAGAUCUAUGAAUUACGUACAGGAAGAAGCCGUGAAUGCUUUGAGUGCCAUAAACGUUGGUCCAGUUAGAGCGUUUAACAUUAUGAGGACUCUUUAUGGAGGUUUUGAUAAGGUAGGUGCCACUAAAGUUGACUUCAAAAACUUCAAGAGAGACUUAAAUAGGUAUAUGACUGAGUACGAUGUUGACAUGGUUAUCAAACGCCUAAGAAGGAAGAAAGAAUUUAUGCCCAAUUUCUCUAUGGAAUACCUUACAACUGCCGAUGGCGUUUUACGUGCAUUGUUUUGGGCCGAUGGUGAUACAAAGAGAAAUUUUAAUAUUUUUGGGGAUGUUGUGUCCUUUGAUGCUACUUAUCGUCGUAACAAGUACAAUAUGAUGUUUGUACCUUUUACCGGCAUUGACAAUCACUAUCGUAAUGUUACCUUGGGUGCUGCUAUAAUAGGGGAUGAAACAGCCGAAACAUAUAGCUGGUUGCUUAACGCAUUUCGGCAGGCGUUUGGGCGCGCACCACCUGUGAUUGUAACUGAUCAAGACCCAGCGAUGAGGAAAGCUAUUCAAGAUACUUGGCCUGAAAGUAGGCACAGGCUUUGCAUGUGGCAUAUAAUGGAGAAACUUACAACCAAGGUUGGCGCCAACCUAUGCAAUAGCACCGAUUUUAAGAAGAGGUUGUGUGAUAUUGUUUGGACCGAUGCAUUACUACCAGAACAGUUUGAAACCGAAUGGGGUGUUAUAUUGGCUGAUUUUGAUUUGGUGAAUCAUGAAUGGUUACAGUCAAUUUAUCAGAUUAGGGAUACAUGGAUCCCGGCGUACUAUCGUGAUCAACACAUGUCUGGGCUGAUGCGUACCUCAUCACGUUCGGAGAGUGAGAACCAUUUCUUUGGGCAGUUUUGCAACCCGAACUGUACGCUUGUUGAAUUCUUGGGGCAUUUUGAUUCUGCAAUUGAAGCCCAAAGACACGAGCACAGGAAGAAUGAUCACGAUACUAGGCACACGAACCCCCAAAUAUUUGCAAAAGAGUUUGUCUUAGAACAACAGGCGGCAAACAUAUACACACGGACAAUUUUCUUUGAUGCGCAACUUGAAAUUCAGACAGCCAUUCACAAGUGUGGUAUUGGAAAAUGGGAUGAUAGAGAGGAUAACUUUGUGAACAUCUCUGUUAUGAUGCGGCAGCUAGACAUGACCGUGAGUUGUUCAUGCAAUAGGCAGUUCCCUGAAAGGUAUAUAAUGCGACGGUGGACCAGGGAAGCUGUUCCUAAUAGUGCCCCUGGAGCGAUAUUAGGGAUUAGUGAAAGUGAUGAUCGGUACCAUCAAGUUAAUGGUGUUGUAAGGGAGAUAACAAGGUCAGCCGAGUCUCUUAUUAACAGGUUGGUUCAUAACUUUGAUGCGUUGUGCGCUUUCAGGGACCAUGUUGUCCAGUAUGAAUCGACCGUUGAUCAGGCAGUCGUAAACGCACCCCCUAGGAGUCGUCGCGAUAGGUUUGCUGAAAUAACUGGAUACACGCAAGAAACACCUGUAACUGUUCGCAUGCCGAAAACCGUUAGAUUUAAAGGUAUGGGUAAACCUUCCAGAAUGAAGAGUAAUCGUGAAAUUGCCAUUAUUCAAUCUGCGAAGAAAAAAAAGGGUCGUGAAUGUAGUAAUUGCAAACGUCGGGGGCAUAAUAUACGUACCUGCACGUACCCGGCAAGGGAAAAGGCCGACGACUCCUCAGAAAGUGAUGAAGCGGCCCUUGAAGGAGACGACGAAGAGGAGCUAGAAGAUGCGGCGGGUGAAGGAGACGACGAAGAGGAGCUAGAAGAUGAAGAGCAGGAGUAG